CCUUAUCUUAGUCUGCACGUUGCUUCUCGGUGACUAAUACCACAAUAACAUUGUCUAAGGAUAAUAUAAAUUGAGAGCUGUUUAUAAACUCUAUGGCGAUUCAAUAUAAAAAGGAGGUAGGAAUCUGGAAGCAUCACAAUCACUUUGAGACCUCUCUGAGAACUAACAGGUCCUGAGUGCCUUCUCCACUUUGGAUACCUGAUUGAGAACACUUUGUACUUUAACCAAGGUGAUAUAACAAGGCAUUUAAACUAUUUAUUGACUUUUUAUUGGGAUUACCAUUUUCAGUUGUUAUUUUUUUUUCCACUAUCAUCGAGAAGAUAUAUAUAUAUAUAUUUUAUUCCAGUCUGAUGAUGGAUUUAGAAACGAUUAUUUAUUUCUUGGUGGCUCUGCUUGAAGUGACUUCAGGAACAGGUACAGUAGUUGUUAUGUAACUUUAACAUACUUUAAUACAAACACGUUUUAAUGAAAUUUCAUUAGCCACUUUGAUUUAGAGAUUUAAAUUGUAUCCAAUACAUUUAAAUGAUUUGCAGAAAUAUUGUUGAACUUAAAUGCAAGGUUGACUUUAUUUUGAAUGUACAUGGCUGUACACUUUGUUGGAGACAAUUCACAAGACACUUUAGAACUGGCUUGAGCAAGUUGGUUUUUUUAACAGGUAUUUAUCAAAAUCUCCAAAUCGUCUUAUUUUUUUUUAUUUAUUUUUUUAACGUAAAAUAGAUGGUCUUACAGAAUAGCACCUGAAUCCAAAUUCUUUUGUAGAAGUGAUUGCCCCGGGCUGAUGUCGGUACAGUGUCAGCGUGAAUAUUAUUGAAUAGAAAGUAUGAUAUUCUAAGUUAGACUUUCAGAAUGCUCAGUACUUUGUCAGAUCUUAUGAAUCAUCUGAUGUAUCUCUGAAACCUUUAUAUAGGGAGAGCUGAAUAACGAAUUCAAUGAUUCGUUUUAAUAGAGAAUUGAAACAUUAUAUCGAUUAUUUUUCUCUUUUGAUGGAGUUCUGCAUCAUUUAGAUUUGAACCGAUUCUGGACCAUAUGCACCUGUGUGUGUUUACUGUUCCCAAUAAAUACAUUUUUGGAUUAUUUUAGAAAGAUGAUAAUUAGAAGGUGUUUUGUGACUUGCUAGGUCCCCGUCUUCUUAUUGUGUAUAAAUAAGUAAUUAAAAGGGGUAGAUUUCUGAACACAAUGCAUCAUUCCCAUAAACACUAGCUAAUUGUUGCUGCACGUUAAGCUGCUGUUUAGUGGCGAUUUAUGGAUCUAGUGCAGAGAGCUGCAGGUCUGGUUUAUGGGAGAGAUUCACACAGAGAUCAAGCUGACAGACAGGCAGUAUAACAAGAGAACUAGUUCUGGGUGUUCCAGGCUGAGCACUCCAUUUAUAGAGCACACAUGAUCUGGGAGAAUGGGCUGAUGGAGCAUGGAUUGUGCAAUUAAAUAAUAGGGUAUGGACACUGGAUUUGCCCUGGCUUGUGUGAAGUGAUCCAGAGUAAGGUGUGAUCACAGGCACACUCAUACUGCAAUGAUGGAAAAUGAGCACAUUAUAUAGUAUUCAUAAUAUAUAAUCCGCACUGGUAACAUAAACUGCCAAGCAUGGUACUACUAAUACACUGUAUACUGGCUGAUUGUUUUCACUGUUUAUAUAGAAAUAAAAAUGAUAUAUUGUCAAUGUUACAAGUGUUAAACAAUGGUGUAGAUAUAGUCAGGAUUAACAUGUUAAUGUAAGAGUACUGUAGGAGUACUAUCACAGUAGCUGUUAGUAGGAAGGGUCUAGAUAUGGAGAUACCGGUCUCUAGGACACUGGCUGCGAUAUUAGUAGAGGUACUGUGGUCUAAGUCAUAGCGUUAUAGAGGUGUCUAGGGUACUAAUGGUUGGGGUGGGUGAUAUAGAGACACUGGAUUACCAGUUUUAUCGGUAACGUAGGGGUAUUGUGGUAUUAUUGAGUGGAUUUAAGGAAACGAAAUUAUUAGGGUACAACGCUCAUCUGUAAGGUUGGGUUUAAAGUUAGUAUUUAAAUAUUGGGGUACCAUGACUGGCUAAAGGUUAGAAUAGAGAUAUUGGGGUACCAUGAUUGGCUUUAAUGUUAUUAUAGAGAUUGUAGGGUACCAUGGUUGGGUUUAAAAUUUGUAUAGGAAUACCGGUGUACCAUGGCUGGCUUUAAUGUUCAUAUAUAUAUAUUGGGGUGUAAUGAUUGACUUUAAGGCUAGUAUAGAAAUAUUGGAAUACCACGGUUGGCUGUAUGGAUAGUAUAGAGGUGUCGGGGUACCAUGGUUGGCUGCAUGGAUAUUAUAGAGGUAUCGGGGUACCAUUGUUGGCUGUAUGGAUAGUAUAGAGGUAUCGGGGUACCAUGGUUGGCUGUAUAGAGGUGUUGGGGUGCCAUGUUUGGCUGUAUGGAUAGUAUAGAGGUAUCGGGGUACCAUGGUUGGCUGCAUGGAUAUUAUAGAGGUAUCGGGGUACCAUGGUUGGCUGUAUGGAUAGUAUAGAGGUAUCGGGGUACCAUGGUUGGCUGCAUGGAUAUUAUAAAGGUAUCGGGGUACCAUGGUUGGCUGUAUGGAUAGUAUAGAGGUAUCGGGGUACAAUGGCUGUAAGGGUAAUAUUAUAUAUAUAUAUAUAUAUAUAUAUAUGGGUAAGGUGUUUAUAGAAAGCUAUCUCAAGUUACUGUUUUUUCCAUGACACUGGCUAAAGAAGGAUACGUUUCUCUGAGAGACUUGGUCGGGUUGAGGUGACAGUGGGAGAUCCCUGGAGCUGUUGGCACUAUAUGGAGUAUUAUUAUUAUUAUUAUUUAUAAGGCACCAGUAAAGUCUGUAGCGCUGUACAAUAGGAGUAUACCGAAUAUGGGGAAAUACUGUGUACAGAGGGAUGUUCAUGUCAGGGUAAGAAGAUACAAUAUACACAGAUACAGUGCAUUCAAUGUUGGGGAAAUAGUGCUAAGUGCGGCUGAAUAUAGAUUGCGGAUGGGGAGUGCUUUCUGGGCCAAUCGAUACUUCUCUGUGUGGUAUUGAUGGGUGUUGUUUGUGCUAUUGAUUAGUAUUGAUGCAUUGCUAGUAGUAAUGUCAGUGGGUGCAGCUGCUAUACCCCUGACAUAGUACAUAGCUCUUUAGUAUGCUCUGUAUACAGAACCUGUGUAUCCCAACUCCCAUUACUCCAUACACUUCUCACCGGCAUGCCCUAACAAUCACUGCUUACAUAACCCAGCAAAUAGUACUGUCAGCCUGUCACACAUAUUGGUAUUUUCAACUAAAAAUGAACAUGUUGACAUUGACCUUUUUAACAUAUCCCAGCGGUGUGCAGCCAGACUGAGUGGCACUCAGAGGGUUAAUCAUGGCUUGUGGUGUAGUGAGCUAUACUUUGUAGCUAUGUCCUACUGCCUAUGAACCAUCAGUAUUGUUUAAUAUAGAACGCUGCAAUUUACAGUGACUAUAGAUACAAUGUGACAAGAUUCUGUGCCUUGCAUGACUCAUACUCAUACAAUAUCGCUUUAAAUUUCACCUGUAAUGCCAGCAUUUAUCAUCAAGAGUUAAAUGUGAGGCAUUCUCAGCUGACAUAAUCUUUCUUUUGUUUUUUACAGUGUCAGGCGGCAUCAUUUCAAUGCCUGAAGAUGGGGCUUCAGUUCCAGCUGUAAAGACUGAUUCUAGCUCCCUUCCUAGCGCCCCCUGGCGACCACGAAGGUUUAAACGCUGUUCCUGCUCCUCACUUAUGGAUAAAGAAUGCGUGUACUUCUGCCACCUGGACAUUAUUUGGAUCAACACACCUGAGUAAGUCAGUUGCCAUGCACUUAGACUCUCUUCCUACUUGCACAGUAGUUAAAAGCACUUCAGACUUUCAUGCAUUGUAUUCAUAUAAUGGAUGAUCAUUGAUCAUAACAAUUAUUCUACCAGCCUACAGUUUAGCUCAUAAGAGAGGGGCAAGGCUGGGAUUUAUUAGAAAAAGAUUGAGAAAGAGAGAGGGGGAAAAAAAGAAAAUAUGGAUAUGCAUACGUAAGAGACAUUGCUAGUAGCUCAUUAUGGAAUACUGUUAGAUUAAGUAACAUUAUUUUACAAUGAGGGCAAUUAAUAAAAAAAUCUAAUGUUUUGGGAGACACUUUAUAGGGAGAAAAUUGACACGAUGGGAUAAAUGCUUAGGGAUUUAGCAAUCAUAACCCAUUAAAGUCUGAAAUUGACAGCUGGUAAUGACCAUUUGGCACACCCCAGUCUCGACCAAUUUGUCUGCUUUCUCUAAAAUGCUGAAGCUUACUAGACAUUUUUUUUUUUUUAUUGCUAUUUCAUAACUGCUCUGCCUAUCCCUGUACUUAGAAAUGCUUUGCUGGAUUUCCAGCCAAAGUACUUACAGCUCUAUAAUAAUAUCUCACUAGUAAUUACGGAUAGAGUCCAAGUGGCAGUUAACUCUUUGAGUCGCCAUAUUAAUGAAAAAUAAAAGCAUUAAAAAGUUAAUAGAUUUAUCAUGUUAAGGACCAAUAAUAUUCAAUGUCAGUAGACGAUAAUCAUCAGAUCGCCAGCCUUUGAAGCAUUUCAACCCCCACAAUGCUUUUCAAUCCUUAAUAAGAGCUGGGUAUCCACCAUUUUGCCACCUGUAAUCUGGGUCAUACUUGCAGUCUGGUCCGUAAAGAUCCUUCUGAAACAUAGAAUGUCCUACUUGGCAUUGGCAGGACACUAGAUGACUGCUGUUACUAAAUAUGCAGGGCAUUGCAAGUGUUAGAUUUUUAUGAAAAUGUAUUCAGGCCCUAUAACUGAUGCUUAAAAUAGGAAAUCACUAAAUAGGUACAGAUAUAAGUUUGAGAAGUGGGUAAAAAUGUAGAGAUAUCAAUCAAAGUCAAGUCAUAAAGGAGCAACACCAACCUAGAAAAUGGGACGUUGGUUUUCCUUGAGGAGUAGGUUGGAACUGAAAUGGGUUUUUAAUGAAGAAAUAUUCUAAACAUAUCUGACUCAAGGUUCAUUCUUCAUUCUAUCCGAUGUGUCAUUGAAAUAAUCUUUUAAAAUAAGCAACAUGGAAACCUUUCAUCUUUAAUCAGGUUUAGUCUGUGAGUGCCAUAAUGCUUGUAUAGAAAGACGGGUAAUUGAUUAUAAUACUCCCAGUAUUAGCUCUAUGAACCAUGGACAUGUCAAAUGAAUACACAUAUUUGUUUUAAUAUUUUCUAUAUAGUGACAGGGCUAUUCACUAAAGUAUGAUUUCUUGGAAAUUCCAAAGGUUUUCAAAGUGAAUUUCAAAUUAUAGACCAAAAUAAUAUAUCUCAAACUAUUCUCCAAGUCAGCUGUGGUUUCAGUGCAGCUAGUUUGUCCUAACAUUUCACAUUCACUAUGAAUUCCUGCCAGUUCUUAUACUUUAGUGUAUAACUCUCUAUUUGAAGAAGAUAUUUAUAGAUACACAGUCUAUAGAAAAUUUUACCUCCUCGGCUUUUCAUCUUAUAGUAAAGUAUAGAAUUGCUCUUUGUGUUUUGCUGUUGUUUAUUUUAACAACAUUUUAAGAUAAAUGCAGUUCCAAACACAAGGCAAAUCCGCAAUGUUAAAAUAGACAUCACUUCCUCUAUUAAUUUGAAACUUGCCCAAGAUUUCACGUUUACAUUGAAUAGACAAUCCUAGCUAUAGAAAUGACAUGGCUUUUGAAAAGCAUUAGCUGUUGACUAGUCUGAUUGCCUCGCACUGAUAGCGUAAUGUGCUAUACUGUAAAUAUUUGCUUUAAUUCUUACCUCUUGGGCAUGUACAGUAAAAUGUUCCUAAAGUAUGAUUUAACAACCAUUAAGAAGUUAUUAAUGAAAUACAGGUCACAGCCUGUGUAACUUACUGGUAUGCUACUGUGAAACCAAGGCUUGCAAUUUGUGAAAUUGUAUAUAAUUAAGUGAAUGGAAAAUUAAAGCCUUUUAGUACAGAGGUUGCAGCUCUGUGCGCUGUGUGGGAAGUUUUGAUUUUCUGAUAUUUGCCAAGUAUUGAUUGGAUUAGGCAUUCAAAAACAAAAUGUGUGUAACAGACCGUAACAGAUAAAUUAAGAACGAUAUGGUCUGUCAAUGUGAGGAUUGUAUUUUCCCCCCACAAUAUUUAAUCAUCAUGCUUCGUCUAUGUUGUUAUAGAUCUUGUGUGACCUAAUUUUGAUAAUUAAAACUAAUAAAAAGUAUUAAGGGUGAUAUUUAUUUAUUUUAUAGGAGAACUGUUCCUUAUGGUCUCGGAGGUCCUCGUAUGAGGCGGGCAAUACAGGACACAGACACAGAAUCAGUCCUUCAGUCAACAAGCCGAUGUAUGUGUGCCAAACACACAGACAAGAAAUGUAUGGACUUCUGCCAAACUGCAGAACUCAGGUGUGUGCAAAUAUUCUAUCUAAAGAAUUUCCAAAGCUAACUUUAUGUACACCUGCAGCUGAGACUUUCCUUAUCUAAAAAUGUGUUGUGAAAAGGUGUUUCUACAUUAGUUAUAUACAAGGCUCUUGUUUUUUUUCAAUAGUGUCCAGAGUUCUCAAGAAAAAGAAAACGGACACGUUCAAGAGGCCACAAAAUGCAGUGGUCUUCGUCUCGGAGCACAGUGCAUUCAGAAACAACUGCAAAGAACUGAAAAGAUGAAAAGGUGAGAGGCCGCGUUGUGUAUUUGCUGAUCUCUUUAAAUAGCACACUGGUUAAUCUGGCUUCUUACGUAUAGUGACAUCUCCUAUGUGCAUUAGAAAGUUAAUAGAAUUGCUGAGCCUCUCCCAGCUCUAUCAACAUUGUCACCUUAAAAAUUGUUAUAUCCUUUGCACACAAACCAUGAUGUAUUCAAAAGGUGCUAUGUUGAUUCUGCUGAAAAUCCAGUCUUUAGUGACAUGUUCAACAUGUUCAAGUGACAAAAUGUUGAACAAGUCACAGAAGAUGUAAGCUGCAAACUACCCUGUGUGUUAAGGUAAUGCUUCACCCUUUAAGGGCCAAUUGCAUUUCAUGCCGUAUUUUCAAUCUGGUCCCUAAUGACCUAAAUGCCAACAUGCUUUUUAUCACAGGUAAACAGUUGGGGUGUGUUUUAUAUUCUUAAAAGCUUGUUUUAUGCAUUAAGCAUACCAUCAUUGGUCCUUAAAUGGUUAUGAAUGAUUGUCAAUACAUCUAUUUUUUUUAAAGUCAUAAAUAGGCCAACAGUUACAAGUAUGUUGUUUGUAACAUUCAAGAAUAUUUUAUGUUUGAAAAUGUUGCCAUUGCCCCAUCCAUAUUUCAAUUAACAAAAGUAAUUUUUCUUGGCAGAUCGGAAGACAUUAAGAAUUCAAUUGAAAGAGCAUUUGUCUAUGCUAGGCUCAUGAACACAGUUAAUGAAAAGAAGGACGAAACACACCACAGGACACACAAAAAGAGAGAAAUAUGGAAACACACAAAAACAACAUCAUAGUAACUAACUGUUAACUGAAAAAACGGAAAAAAAAACGUGGGAGGCAUUUCUACGAGCAAUAGACUUGCCUUUGGUCAAUUCUACUUGAUAGUUCAAUGCAUGGAGGACACUUAACAUUUAAUGCUGCCAUUGGUUGAAGAACUAAAGUCCAACUUGAGGAAUAAGAUAAACCAACAUCUACAACUAUUGAACCAUAUAAAAGAAAAAUAAUAAGCCUGAACAACUGAGAGCAUGUAUUGCCAGGUUAGGGAGUAUAAUGUUACUGGACCCAUUGCUUGGAAGGAUCAACAUGAAUCAAAUGUUGGGUGGACAACCAAACAAACAGAGUUUCAAACAGCCAUCAGGAAAACACUGGAUGAUAAUAUUUGGAAUUCUAACCUUAUCUCCACACCCAAGUAGCUGCACAUGGAGGUUUUUGUGCAUUGCAGAUGGACAAUCAAAUAAAUUGCAAUAAUUGAGGAAAUAUUUCAUGUAUACAAGUCUACCUCAAAUGUAACACUCAGAAGGGCUUCCGUUCUGUAUUUUAGCUUGGCCUGCAAAAACACCUCUUUGUCUUAAACUAUUUUGUGUUUUUACUUUUUGUUAUUUUUUUUAUUUUAUUUUAAAUAAUUCACUGGAGCAAAUCAAAUCUUGAUAUGUAAAGAGACUUCUGGUUUGCUUUGUGGUUUGCCACGUCAAGCAGAGAGUGGAGAUGAGUUUAGGAGAUUGUUCAUGCAAGCUAAAAGUUGGGUAAUUUGUAGCAGCGGUGAAACUGAUUGCUUCAUAGUCAUCUCCUGUACUUUAAUUAAAUUUAUUAUGUGAAUAUUUUUUAAAAUAAAUAUUUAUAUUAUUAUUUUUAAAGACUAUAUUUACUAUGUUAAAUAUACAUUGGGACAGGCCAUAUUGGUCUAUGCAUGUUGUAUUUCUGUAUGAAAAAGAGCUUUGAUGAUAAAUAUGUUAAAAUAAAUAUUUUG
This is a messenger RNA of Pelobates cultripes (western spadefoot toad), 8266 nucleotides long. The record is from the annotation of a GenBank genome assembly. Lineage: Eukaryota; Metazoa; Chordata; Amphibia; Anura; Pelobatidae.